UUUUUAGAUCAUUGUUGUGAUCAUUGUUUUUAUGAUUGUUCUACUUCCUUUUUUGUGAUUAUUGUUUUUAUUAUUGUUUUUAUGAUUAUUCUACUUCCUUUUAUGUAAAGCACUUUGAAUUACCUCUGUGAAUGAAAUGUGCUAUAUAAAUAAACUUGCCUUGCCUUGCCUAUAUGUCAACUUAUUCUACAAACCCUAAACUUAACCUAACAGUCUGCUCUUAAUAGACAUGUAGUUGCAAAUUAAUGAGAAUUAGUUGACAUGUUGUUGCAAAGUUAUUUAUAGUUAAUAGAAUGUCUAAAGUGGACUAUCAAAAUAAAGUGUAACCUUGUUUUUCUCUUGGACGUAACAUGUUCCCUACUUCGACAAAGUUAAUAAGUAGAAGCCAUAUGAUGUGUAAAGUCCACACAAUUUUAUUGUGAAAGUGCAUGCACAAACAACCUUAAGUUUUGAUUGAACAGUCGGACGCUGUGGAUGCAAAAUCAGGAUUAUGGAAUAACCUGUGGUAACACUUUUUUUCUCAAUUCCUUUUCUUCUUCUUUUCUUUUUUUUAAUAGGAAAAAAGCUGAAAAACAACACACCAGUGAGUCCAAGCUAUGGAAAAAGGCUAAAAUACAACACACCAGCGAGUCCAAGCUAUGCCACAGACACUACCUCUAAAAUGAGUCUUAAAAAGAAGAUGGAGGGAAACACUGCAGACUCUAAAGAACCCAGCUGUGUGUCUAUGAAGAGUAACAUAUCUAUGGAGCAGCCCCUCGGUUUCAGUGAUAGAGAAGUGACCUCUGACCCUGGCAGUGGUGAAAGGAAAAAACUGAUCCAUGUUCAGUCCAGAUGUGGAGUUUGUGAGCAGCUUCUGAGAGAUCCGGUAUCUAUCACCUGUGGACACAUUUUCUGCGGACAGUGCAUCAGCUGCUAUUGGGAUAAAUCCAGACCAUCAGAAGACUUUGCCUGUCCUAAAUGUAGAAAGCGAUCCAAAACAUGUCCUGUUCUGCAAACACAUCAUGUCAUAGGAGGAUCCAACUCUGCUGAUUUGUAUCAUUGUUAUACAUCUUCAGCCCUACAGGAGGAGAUUGGAAACCUGCAGAAACCAGUGAAUGAUGAACUGCAGAGAGUCAAAGAGCAACACAAAACCAGCUUGAAGAACAAGUAUGACAGCAUUUUAGAGGGAAUGGGACUCCAAGAGAAUAAAACCCUCCUGAACAAGAUCUACACACAGCUCUACAUCAUGGAGGGAGAAACUGAAGGGGUGAAUGAAGAACAUGAGGUUUUACAAAAGGAGAAAUCAGACCAAAUGCAAAAGUCACAAGACACUCCAAUCAACUGUAAUGAUAUCUUUAAACCCUUACCUGAACCAGGAUGUGAGGAAAAAGUCAAAAUCAAAGCUGUUCUUACUAAAGGCAUUGCUGGAAUUGGAAAAACCGUCUCUGUGCAGAAGUUUAUUCUGGACUGGGCUGAGGGAAAAGCCAAUCAGGAUGUAGACUUCAUGUUUCUUCUUCCAUUUCGAGAGUUGAACUUGAUUAAAGAUCAUCAGUACUGUCUUCACAGACUUCUGCUGGACUUUCACCCUGAACUUCAAAAUCUGGACUCAAAGGUUUAUAAAGGGUGUAAAGUUGUUUUCAUCUUUGAUGGUCUGGAUGAAAGCAGAGUAACACUGAUGUUUUCAGACAGUGAGAAAGUUUCUGAUGUGACUGAGAGUUCAUCAGUAGAUGUGUUGAUAACAAACCUCAUGAAAGGAGAGCUGCUUCCCUCUGCUCUCAUUUGGAUCACUUCCAGACCAGCAGCAGCCAGUCAGAUCCCAUCCAAUUACGUUAGCCGUGUAACCGAAAUUCAGGGAUUCAAUGACCCUCAAAAGGAAGAAUAUUUUAGGAAGAGAAUCAGUGAUGAGCAUCAAGCCAGCAGGAUCAUCUCAUACAUUAGAAGAGCAAGAAGCCUCCACAUCAUGUGUCACAUACCUGUCUUCUGCUGGAUCUCAUCCACUGUGCUUCAAAACCUCUUGAAACAAGAUGACAGUGCAGAAAUCCCUCAAACUCUGACUAAAAUGUACAUCCACUUUUUGCUUAUUCAAAUCAACAUGAGGAAUCAGAAAUAUGAAAAGAAAGAUCCAGAGAAGUCCAGCAGAGAAGUGAUUGUGAAACUUGCUGAAGUGGCAUUCAGACAACUGAUUAAAGGCAAUGUGAUGAUCUAUGAGGAGGAUCUGAGAGAGAGUGGCAUAGACAUCACAGACGCUGCAGUGUAUUCUGGGAUUUGCACUGUGAUUUUUAAAGAGGAAUCUGUGAUUCAUCAGAGGAAAGUCUACAGCUUUAUACAUUUGAGCUUUCAGGAGUUUCUUGCUGCUUUCUAUGUGUUUUACAAUUAUGUAAUGAGACAUACUGACACAUUGAUGUUCUUUGAUGUAGUCCAUAAUUUGCACAAGGAUACAGUCAAUAAAGCCCUUGAGAGUAAAAAUGGACACUUGGAUCUUCUCCUGCGGUUCCUGCUGGGCAUCUCACUGGAGUCCAAUCAAAGACUUUUACUGGGUCUACUGACACACACAGAAAACAGUUCAGAGAGCAUCAGGAAAACCACACAGUACAUUAAAAAGAAGAUCAAAGAUGGACAAGGACUCUCCACUGAAAGAUCAAUCAAUCUGUUCCUCUGUCUGCUGGAAGUGAAGGAUCAGACUCUGUCCAGUGAGAUUCAGGAGUUUGUGAAAUCAGACAAAAAUUCUGAGAAGAAACUCUCUCUUGCUCACUGCUCAACAAUUGCCUACAUGCUUCAGAUGUCAGAGGAGGUGCUGGAUGAACUGGAUCUCAAGAAAUACAACACAUCAGAUGAGGGCAGAAGGAGACUGAUACCAGCUGUGAUCAACUGCAGAAAAGCUCUUCUUGCUGGCUGUAAUAUUACUGACCAAAACUGUGAAACUGUAACAUCAGCUCUACAAUCCUCAAACUCUGUCCUAAGAGAGUUGGACCUGAGUAACAAUGAUCUGAAGGAUUCAGGAGGAAAGUUGCUCUCUGAUGGCCUGAAGAGUCCAAACUCUCAGCUGGAGAUACUGAGGUUGUCUGGCUGUAUGGUGACAGAAGAAGGCUGUAGUUAUCUGUCUUCAGCUCUGAGUUCAAACCCCUCACACCUGAGAGAGUUGGAUCUGAGCUACAAUCACCCAGGAGAAUUAGGAGUCAAGCUGCUCUCUGACAAACUAGAGGAUCCAAACUGCUCACUGGAGAUACUCAACUUGGACUAUGGAGAGCCUUUCAGGAUCCAACCAGGACUACAAAAAUCAAACACUCAACUCAUUCUGUCUGAGAAUGGAGAGGUGAAGUAUGUGGAAACCCACCAGCCUUAUCCUGAUCAUCCAGAGAGAUUUAAAGAUAUUCCUCAGGUUCUGUGUCGAGAGAGUCUGACUGGACGCCAUUACUGGGAGGUUGAACGGACUGGCUGGACCCGUGUUUCAGUGGCCUAUAAAACAAUCAGCAGGAAAGAAGGAACGAUCUGUAAGUUUGGGUACAAUAACAAGUCCUGGUGUCUUUUCUGCACUGUUGAUGGAUUUGUUGUCUGGCACAACAAUCUGAGCAACAACAUUCCUGCCCCUUCACCCCCUUCUAAAAGAGUAGAAGUGUAUCUAGACUGGCCAAAUGGUACUCUGUCUUUCUACAGCGUCUCUGGAAGACACACACUCACACACUUGUACACAUUCAAGACCACAUUCACUGAACCCAUCUAUGCUGGAUUUAAGGUUUUUGAUUCCUCACUGUCAUUGUGUAAGAUUACACAACAGACAAACAACUGACUUCUGUAUCCAUCGUAAUCAUUGUCUGUUUAUGAAAAAGUUUGAGUUAAGUAUAUAAUGAAUGAAUUUAACUAGAGAAAUAGUCAUUUCAUGUAAUUUAAAAGUAAUUUCAUGAUUCAAAUGCUACUAUUGUAAAACAUGAAUGAGGAAAAAUUCAAAAAAAUUCAGUCCCACUUUAUAGUAUGUGUCUUUACUAUAAGAUAUACUAUAUUUAUAUAUAUAUACACGUACGUAUAUGCACACGUACAAUAUACUUAAUUAUUCAAUUGAGUGCAUGUUGUCUGUUGAUACACUUUUGCUGCUAUUGAUGUGGAUACAGGUAUGGUUAAUGGUGGGUUUAAAGGUCAGGAUGGAGUGAACAGUGUAUUUACAGAUGCAACUACAGAAAAAGUACACAAUAGGUGAUUAAUUUAAAUGUUAGUACAUAGUGGUUAAAGACACUUAAUAUAAUAAACUGGGUCUCUAUAUUCAAUCUUAAAAGAGCACAUGUGAAUUUAAGGCAAACAUGCUUUCUUUGUUGAUUCAUACUUUAGACGUGUAAAAAUGGACAUGAGUCAUUUAACAGGUUUAGCAGGUUUAUAUGCUGAGCUUUCUGGGUCUUGUACUGUAUGGUGGUCUCAAUUCUAGAUAGUGGUUUUGAUCCUGUAUUCACCAGUUGAUUCUCAUAAACAUGGUGAGUUUACUGCUUGGGCUGCAAACAACUGCAAAUUUAAACUGUAAAUAAUAAAGCUCAUUAAAAAAACUUUCUGUGGUUCAGUUUAGUUUCUGAUUGUACACAUUCCUGAUUCUUGUGGAUAUUUUAGCACUUCUACCCAGUGUUUAUUGUUUUCAUCUACUUUAGAGUUUUAGAAAUAGAAAUUGUUUCAUUUUUGCUCCUUUAUUGAAAUUUAGCACCUGAUUAUACUUUUGGCUUGUUGUCAGUAUAAAAGUUGUAAUGAAUAAAAUACUGUGAAGGAUCUAUGAAUCCUUAAUAGCAGUCUGUGAUUGCGGCUUUAAUAGAGCAAACACACAUCUGUGUUUUACAUGCUUUUUCUUCCACCACAUUACCUUUUCUACAUAAUGUAUUUAUUUUAAUAAUGUUUGUUAUUUUUGUGUUACUGUUUACUCUUAACUGUAUGUUAGGUGCUGUGUUGCGUAGUAUAGAGUAAGUUAGAGAUAAAAGAAAAAGUCUCCAUUUCAAGGAUUUAUCAUCACAGGAUGAUGUUGUGAAGUCACUGUUGUUUUGGUAUAAAACACUUGUUGAAUUUAUGUUGGUCAGACAUUGUCUAACUAAACAUGGAAACCAAUGCAACUAAGAUUAUUUUUUUAAAAUUAAGAUUAUAACUCUACAUCACUUCAUCUCCUGCUUUCUGAACUCCAUUGUGUCUGUCUGUUUUGGGGCUGACAGAAAAAAGCAGAUCAUAGGUGACCAAUUAAGGCUCAUUGAUGCAUGUGUGGAGUGAAGGCUGGCCCGUGUGGUCUGAUACAACUGUUGAGCUACUGUAGCUCAGAUUGCUCAAAAGGUUAAUGCUGGUUCUGAUAAAAAGGUGUCAGAAUACACAGUUUAUUACGUAUGGGGCUGCAUAGCCACAGACCAGUCAGGGUGCCCUUGCUGACCCCUGUCCACUGCCGAAAGUGCCAACAGUAGGCACGUGAGCAUCAGAUCUGGUCCACAGUGCAAAGGAAGAAAGUGGCCUGGUCUGAUGAAUUACGUUUUCUUUUACAUCACAUGGAUGGCCAGGUGUGUGUGUGUCGCUUACCUGGGGAUCACAUGGCCCCAGGAUGCACUAUGGGAAGAAGGCAAGCUGGCGGAGGCAGUGUGAUGCUUUGGGCAAUGUUCUGCUGGGAAACCUUGUGUCCUGCCAUCCAUGUGAAUGUUACUUUGACACAUACGACCUAUCUAAGCAUUUUUGCAGUACACCCUUUCAUGGAAACGGUGUUCCCUGGUGGCUGUGGCUUCAUUCAGCAGGAUAAUGUGCCCUGCCACAAAGCAAAAAUGGUUCAGGAAUGGAGCACAACAAUAAGUUUGAGGUGUUGACUUGGCCUCCAUAUUCCCCAGAUCUCAGUCCAAUCAAGCAUCUGUGGGAUGUGCUGAACAAAGUCCAAUCCAUUGAGUCCCCACCUUGCAACUUCUCUUGCCCAUGUUCAUUUGGUUGCAGAAAUGGAUGAGUUGAUCCCAUCUAAAUGCUGCAAUCUUCUCUUUAUUAAUAUACUCAAAAUUAUACUUACCAAUCAAAAUAGCCUUUAACAUGUAAACAGAACAACCAAAACAUACAUAGAUGAGAAUAGACAACCAAGGAAACAAACAAAUGACUAUAUAUGAAGAGUU
Molecule: messenger RNA, 6074 nt
Organism: Labeo rohita (rohu)
Lineage: Eukaryota; Metazoa; Chordata; Actinopteri; Cypriniformes; Cyprinidae
Product: protein NLRC3
Exons: 8
Coding region: 662-3766 (1034 amino acids)
Molecular function (GO): protein binding
Source: RefSeq, a predicted model, not a curated record